UUAGCUUACCUUCUAAUUUAUUUUUCUUUUGUUCUCUUCUAUCUACACCCAAACCAUGGCUACUUCACUCAAGACACCCAUUAUUGCUGCAUCUGCAUUGCUUCAUGCUAAGCAAUCAUCCACCCUCAAGGAGGAGAUAAGCAUGAAAUAUUACUCCGACGACCUCGUCACUGGCCACAUCUAUGCCAAACAUCGCGAUGACGACACGACCAGGAUCGACCUCCCUCAUUACAUCUCAGUUAUUGAAAGCAUUCUCACCCUUGCUGAUCGAAUUACCGAUGCUGUUCAUCGGGGGAGUGAUGGACGUUUAGUAUAUUCAGAUGAAUCUCUAGCAUCUAGUGUUGCAGUUGAGCCACCACUUUGUACUCUUCAUCAUAUCACGAGUGAGCUAUCAUGCAAGGCUCCGGGGAUAGAAAAAGCACACGAGAUUACACUAAAAAUCUUUGAAAUAUUGACAAAUUAUCCGUGGGAAGCCAAGGCAGCUCUGAGUUUGAUAGCCUUUGCAACUGAUUAUGGAGAUUUAUGGCAUCUCUACCAAUAUUCCCAAACUGAUCCAUUGGCUAAAUCUUUGGCAAUUAUCAAGCGAGUAGCUAAUUUGAAGAAGCACUUAGAUUCACUUCGAUAUCGACAAGUGCUUCUCAGCCCCAACAGUUUGAUCAAUAGCUGCUUACAAGCAAUUAAAUAUAUGAAUCAACUUAGAGAAUUCUCAAAAUAUGAUGUGAAGGAACUUCCUGAAUUACCUUCUGCUCUUCGUCAGAUUCCUUUGAUUACUUACUGGGUUAUACACACUCUUGUUGCUUCUAGAAUUGAGCUCUCCAGCUACCUAAGUGAAACUGAGAACCAACCACAGAAAUACUUAAAUGAACUAUCUGAAAAGAUGGCCAUUGUACUCGCUGUGCUAGAAAAGCAUCUAGACGCCAUCCGAGAACAAUAUGAGGAGGUUGAUCUUUAUCGGUGGCUGGUUGACCACAUUGAGCAUUAUCAUACUGACAUUACAUUAGUAAUUUCCAAGCUGCUUAGCGGAAAAAUUGAAACCAAACCCCUUAUUGACGGCUCUACUCUAAGAGAGGUUAGCAUUCAAGAAAUUUUAUCAGGAAAGAAUGUUGUAUUAGUAAUUUCGGAAUUGAGUAUCUCAAAUGAUGAUAUCAUAGCUCUUCACCAAGUUUACAAUGAAUUGAAAAGAGACAACAAGUAUGAGAUUGUUUGGAUUCCAAUAAUCCCAGAGAAAUAUCUUGAAGAAGAUAGAAGGAGAUAUGAAUAUUUGAGGUCUACAAUGAAAUGGUACUCAAUGCAAUUCACUACAAGAAUUGCUGGCAUGAGAUAUAUUGAGGAGAAAUGGCAACUUAGAGAGGACCCAUUAAUUGUGGUACUCAACUCACAAUCUAAAGUGGAAUUCACUAAUGCAAUUCAUUUAAUUCGAGUUUGGGGAACUGAAGCAAUUCCUUUCACUCAUAAUAGAACUGACUUUCUUCUGAGAAAACAUUGGCCUGAAUCAACCCUUGUCAAUUUCACUCACCAACCAAGAUUAUUGAGUUGGUUCAACCAAGAGAGAAGCAUCCUAUUCUAUGGAGGAAAAGAUCCAAAAUGGAUCCAACAAUUUGAGGAAAGAACAGAAAUCUUAAAAUCCGAUCCUCUAAUCAUCGAAGGCCGUUCAUUUGAGAUAGUUCACAUAGGAAAGAACUCGAGAGGAGAAGAAGAUCCAAUGCUCAUGGCUCGUUUCUGGACAACACAAUGGGCUUAUUUCAUCAUCAAGAGCCAAAUCAAAGGUUCAAGUGCAACUGAAACAACAGAAGACAUUCUAAGGUUAAUUUCCUACGAAAAUGAAAAUGGUUGGGUUGUUCUUACUGUUGGUCCUACUCCUCUUCUUGUUGGUCGUGGCUUCUUGAUUCUAAGAUUACUCGAAGAUUUCCCUAAAUGGAAACAAGCUUUACGCCUCAAAGGCUUCCCUGAUGCUUUUAGAGAAUACUUUAAUGAAUUGGCUGCAAAAAAUCACCAAUGUGAUCGAGUAAUUCUUCCAGGAUUCAGUGGAUGGAUUCCUAUGAUUGUGAAUUGUCCUGAAUGCCCUCGUUUCAUGGAGACUGGUAUUAGCUUCAAGUGCUGUCAUGGAGGUCCUCUAAUGUGAUUUCCAUUAUAAUUAUAUGCUAUUAUAUUACUACUACUAAUAAUAAACAAUAGUAUUAUUAUUGCAUUUAUUGCGCUUUGUAUGCGCUUUGUAUGCGCUUUGUAUUAUUUGCUUAAAUGUUGUUUUUCCCCUUUUUGGUAUACUUUAUGUAUUUGCUUAAAUAUUACCAUCUUAUGUAAGAACUAGUACAUCAAAUAA
Messenger RNA from Benincasa hispida (wax gourd), 2320 nucleotides. Its product is annotated as protein SIEVE ELEMENT OCCLUSION B-like. NCBI's taxonomy places the organism in Eukaryota, Viridiplantae, Streptophyta, Magnoliopsida, Cucurbitales, Cucurbitaceae. The record is from RefSeq and is a predicted model, not a curated record. Gene Ontology annotation, biological process: phloem development.